AUGGUUUCUUUUCAAUGCGAGGCCUGUGGCGACGUCCUGACCAAGAAGAAACUCGAUCCGCACCGCAAUCAAUGCCGGGGCGCCGUGUUUACCUGUAUCGAUUGCAUGACGACUUUUCAAGGCACGAGCUACAGAGCACAUACAAAAUACCAGGGCGCUUUAUAUCGCGAGAAGCCUUCCAAGGCCGCGAAACGAAAGUCUGUAUCCAUUGUCGAGCCAGAGAACGAAAAGGCUCUGGUGCCCCGUCCAGCAUACGUUGAAGACGACUUCGAUAUAGAUGCGCCUCCACACGUUCCCACUCCUCCUCCCGCCGUGCCGGACUCAAAUCGUGACAGUGUCUUUGAUUAUAUGGUCGACGAAGGCAGUCAAAUAGGCACACCUCAGAUAAGCUUCACAAAGGAUAAGGAGGAAAUGUCAAUGAAGCAGACCGCUCCGUCAAUUUUCUCCAGCAGUCGGCCAUCCAGCCAAAAUGGGUAUCACAACGCAGAAGAGGAGGAGCGACAUAGCAAGGAGUACGAAGAAAACGGCUAUACGUGGGGUGCAGCACCAGUCAAGCCCCGAGGUGGGUUAGACAUGAACAACAGCACACUGUCACUCGAAUUCAUGACUCCGGCGGCGAAGGAGACGAAAUCCAAAUUAGACAAAAAGGAAAGACCACGGGUGCAUAGCCGGACGAACAGCGGCAGUGAAAAGAAGCGGAAGCGCGCCACGGAUGAUCAAGUCCACGAGCUGGAAGGGGACACCCUGAUGGCCGAUGCGGUAAAGGUGGACACACCAGUGAUUGUGCACUCUGGACUCACGGGUGGGUUGAAUCGAAUGAUGUCCCAAGAUGAGUCGUACCCAUUCCGUCGAUCUCCUGAUCCCAACGACAAACGCGUGGUAGUCCAGAAAGAGCGCACGACUCGUCGAAGCUUGAAACCAGAAGACCCCACCUCUCCGUUAAAACGCACUCGACACACCAAGGAGGAUUCCAACGGCCUUGGCAUCUCGAUCAAAGGUCGAGCAGUUCGAGCGCUUUCAAUGGUGGGCGGAGCACUUCUUCCUAGCCAGGUCGAGAGCCAAAUGGCCAACACCAAAACGCGGAGGAGAGCCAGCUCGUCGGACCAGGGGAACAGUCUCUCCCGAAUCCGCGAUGGCGAGAAGCGAGAGAGAAAAAAGCACAAGGUCCAUCGACAUAAUGGUACUGCAUCCGCCAAUAUUCGACAUGAACACCGCUCGCGCCGCCGGUAUAGUGACGAAUCGCCUUCGCGAUCGCCAGGCGAAGGCACGACACGCAAACUCAAAGCCAUUGAGUACCACAAACACGACGAUUCUGGCUCUGACACGGACUCGGAUCCCAUGCACCAGCAUAGCAACGGUGCAGGCAGACGCAAAAGCACAAAUGGUGCAAUGGUCGUGUUCGGCGCAGAAGAAAAGACGAAACGUGCUUGCCGCAGUUUCCUCGCCAAUGCACCCGGACUCGACUCAGACAAAGGAUAUUCCAUUCACAAGAUGCUCAAGCGAUGGCAUAAGCAUAACGAUGUCCGAAGCAACACUUCGAAGAUGGAAGAGGAGCAGGACUUAUGGCGGGCGUUGAGAAUAAAGCGGAAUGAGAAGGGCGAGUAUGUGGUGUUUUUCUGA
Molecule: messenger RNA, 1620 nt
Organism: Fonsecaea nubica
Lineage: Eukaryota; Fungi; Ascomycota; Eurotiomycetes; Chaetothyriales; Herpotrichiellaceae
Exons: 3
Coding region: 1-1620 (539 amino acids)
Biological process (GO): rRNA processing; negative regulation of transcription by RNA polymerase II
Cellular component (GO): nucleolus
Molecular function (GO): DNA binding
Source: RefSeq, a predicted model, not a curated record